Pyrenophora tritici-repentis Pt-1C-BFP is the source of this 879-nucleotide messenger RNA. Lineage: Eukaryota; Fungi; Ascomycota; Dothideomycetes; Pleosporales; Pleosporaceae. The record is from RefSeq and is a predicted model, not a curated record.
AUGCGUAUGCGCCAUGUCUAUGAAAUGGAACCGAAUGCCCAUGCUAUCGGGGGCGUAGAGCCUCAUUACAAGAGAGACAAGAACGGUAAAAAAAUCAUCAAGAUACGGCAAAAGCCAAGAUACCAGAUGGUACCCUCAGUGCCACCCAAAAAAAAACAGGUUUCUGUAUUUUUGUACGACCUUGAAGAAGACGGUACACCGAGGGGGCGCGACCGUCAGACUGGUAAGUGGGCGGGGCACUUCGAAGUAAGUGAAGAAGAUCAAUAUGAGUUUGCGAAAGGCCCGGGGGUUAAAGGCAGGCGUAUUGAACUCCCACGGCAGUACGAGUUCAGAAAUGAAUUCACCGUCAUGAACAUCCCGGCAGAGCAUCCGAUUUCUACCCGACGAGGACGCCACGAAGAGAAUGAACAAGAAAAUCAGCUCUCAGAAGAAGAUGAUCCACGGAGUAGUGACACUGACGAGAAUACCGACGAUAGCGACGAUGAAGGUGAUCUUUUUGCCGAAUCUUACAGGGAAUGCUCUGGACUUCCUAACACACUCUCCGCUGUUUUUACCACACCCCCCGCUCUGAUAGGGAAUGACAAUGGAGCACUAGGGGCCGAUGCGCGCGACAAGAACGCAGGAGGCACGAAUAUUGAGAAAACGAACAAACAAAAUGAUCAGAACACAGUAAAAAGUACUGGACCUAUACAGUGUACAGCCCUUACGCAUCAGGGUGGACAAUGUCAGCGUGUUGAUGCCAGUCUGCCCGAGAGCGCUCGAACAACCUGGCGCUGUCAUAAUCACGAUCCAGAGAAACUAAGAAAAAAAAUAAGAGAAACUGAGACCAAAGAAGAAGAAGAAGAAGAAGUAGGAGUAAAAGGCAGGGGAGAAGUCUAG